Messenger RNA from Fusarium vanettenii 77-13-4, 384 nucleotides. RefSeq lists its product as uncharacterized. Bases 1 to 384 code for a protein of 127 amino acids. Gene Ontology annotation, cellular component: cytosol; mitochondrion. Lineage: Eukaryota; Fungi; Ascomycota; Sordariomycetes; Hypocreales; Nectriaceae. The record is from RefSeq and is a predicted model, not a curated record. Gene Ontology annotation, molecular function: deaminase activity. The transcript has 3 exons.
AUGGCCAACACCGAUAUCACGACUGUUAUCAGCGAAGAGCUCGCCCCCGCGCUGGGUCCUUACUCCCACGCGGUCAAGGCUGGUGGCUUCGCGUUCUUGUCAGGCAACAUUCCUGUUGACGCGACUGGCCAGGUCGUGCCAGGUGGGGCCACCGAGCAGACCGAGCAAGUGUGUCAGAAUAUGAUGUCAGUUCUGAAGGCUGUUGGGACCGAAGUUGGUCGGGUUGUCAAGGUCAACAUCUUUCUCGCUGAUAUGGGAGACUUUGGGGCCGUGAAUGAGGUUUAUGCCAAGUAUUUUGUGCACAAGCCAGCCCGAAGCUGCGUUGCUGUGAAGGAAUUGCCCAAAAAGGUGUUGGUGGAGGUUGAGUGUAUCGCGGCUCUGUGA